GGACCCCGCUCCCCGCCUUCGAACGGGGCCCGCGGAGCGCCGCGGGGCAGCGCAGCCCGGCGGGCCCGGCACUCGGCGGGCAUGAGCGCCCUGCCGCUCCUGCUGCUCUCGCUCUGCUGGAGCCUGGGGCGGGUGAAUGGUGUCCAUCCAGAAUGCAGAUUUCAGCUGGAGAUUCACAAGGAGGAAACCAGGUGCAUGGAGCUUCUAAAGAAUGCAAAGCCAGUGGACUACAAAGGAUGUGUUGGAGUUUGGGAUAACAUCACCUGUUGGCGUCCUGCGAAGAUUGGAGAGACUGUCACUGUCCCUUGUCCAAAAGUAUUUAGCCUUUUUUCUGGCAAACCAGGAAAUAUUAGCAAAAAUUGUACAAGUAAUGGAUGGUCGGAUAUAUUUCCUGACAUCUUAAGUACUUGUGGAUAUAAUGACUACGAAGACGAUUAUAAGGUCAACUUCUAUGUGAGGGUGAAAGCAAUUUAUACCCUUGGGCACAGCGUAUCUCUGAUUGCUCUUACAACAGGAAGUAUAAUUCUUUGCCUUUUCAGAAAACUUCAUUGUACUCGGAACUACAUCCAUCUGAACCUGUUCCUCUCUUUCAUUCUAAGAGCAAUCUCUGUUUUAGUCAAGGAUGAUAUUCUUUAUUCCAGCUCCAACACAGCUCACUGUCCAGAGGAUCAAACCUCAUGGGUGGGCUGCAAGGCAAUUCUGGUGUUUUUUCAGUAUGGUGUUAUGGCAAACUUUUACUGGCUCUUAGUGGAGGGACUUUACCUCCACAUCCUCCUUGUGCUAAUAUUCUCCCCCAACAGACACUUCACAAUCUACCUGCUGAUAGGAUGGGGAAUUCCUACGAUAUUCAUUAUUACGUGGACAGUGACACGGAUCAUUCUAGAGGACACUGGUUGCUGGGAUACAAAUGAGCAUGGUGGUCCCUGGUGGGUUAUACGAAUACCAAUUUUAAUUUCUAUUAUAGUGAAUUUUAUACUUUUCAUAAGCAUUAUAAGAAUCUUGCUGCAGAAGUUAAGAUCUCCAGAUGUCGGAGGAAAUGACCAGUCACAGUACAAGAGACUUGCAAAAUCCACUUUGUUGCUUAUUCCAUUAUUUGGAGUUCACUACACUGUGUUUGCUCUAUUUCCUGACCGCAGUUCCAACAAUUAUAAAAUAAUCUUUGAGUUGUGUUUGGGAUCUUUUCAGGGGUUGAUUGUUGCAGUCCUGUAUUGUUUUUUGAACAGUGAAGUGCAGGGGGAGCUGAAAAGAAAGUGGCGGAGUUUGUGCUGGAAGCAGACAGCGGGCAGAGAUUACAGACUCCACAGCUCGUCCAUUUCUAGAAAUGGAUCAGAAAGUGUUUCCCAGCUCCACCGGAAUUCAAGAGCUCAUUCAUUUAUGCAGACAGAGACCACCAUGAUAUAAAUGAGCUAGGUCCCCCCAAACACGAAAAACUGUGGAUAUAUCAUUCAUUAUACAGCUUGAUGUGGUAUUUUAUAAAAUGUACAGUUUAGUGCUUUGCUUUUCUACAUGUUGGUAUUUGGGGAAUUGGUUUGUGCAGCCAAGCUGUUAAUAGCAGAGAAGCCUGCCCCAUGGAUGCUUUCUGUUUUGUUCAAAUGGUAUUCAUAUUAAUUCUGAUGUUCUCUUGCAGUUUAUUGUCUGUAACAAUUCAAAAACUCAUUUUCCAUAAAGGUCCCUUUACCUUCCAAAAUGGCUACAAGAUCCAUGCAUGGUAUCCUGCUCAAUGCAGACUUCUUUGGCACAAGUAAGGGUUAAGAUGGGAAGCAAGAAAAUUUCUUACACUUUAUUUAUACUUAAGGAAACAUUGCCUUAAGGGUUAGGAAAUUAUUUUCUAAUUAUGGAAAAUAAAAUU
This is a messenger RNA of Pseudopodoces humilis (Tibetan ground-tit), 1849 nucleotides long. RefSeq names its product vasoactive intestinal peptide receptor 2 (gene VIPR2). The record is from RefSeq and is a predicted model, not a curated record. Lineage: Eukaryota; Metazoa; Chordata; Aves; Passeriformes; Paridae. Gene Ontology annotation, molecular function: G protein-coupled peptide receptor activity; vasoactive intestinal polypeptide receptor activity; peptide hormone binding. Gene Ontology annotation, biological process: adenylate cyclase-modulating G protein-coupled receptor signaling pathway; cell surface receptor signaling pathway. Gene Ontology annotation, cellular component: plasma membrane.